This is a messenger RNA of Diaporthe amygdali, 537 nucleotides long. RefSeq lists its product as uncharacterized. Lineage: Eukaryota; Fungi; Ascomycota; Sordariomycetes; Diaporthales; Diaporthaceae. The transcript is spliced from 2 exons. The coding region runs from base 1 to 537 and encodes 178 amino acids. The record is from RefSeq and is a predicted model, not a curated record.
AUGUCUGCCAUGCUCCGGACCGGCGCUGCCAUAGCUUUACCAACGCUUGGACUACCGUCCAAGCUUGCUGCCGUUGAAGAUACCAUGGGCACUCCUCUCGAAGGUCAUUCCAGUGACCCCAGCACAGAGCCAUACAACAUUGCGCGCCCCACAGCUGAAGCAUUGACUCCCGGGGAACCACUGCAUCUCCAAUCUCAGCCGACCGACAUUCAAUACAUCACGGCUACCAACCGAGAGUCCACCAGCUCAUACUACGAUGCUCACCCAGAAUUGGAGACUGCGGCUUCCAGCGCCGCGGCCUCCGAUGCGGCCCCAGGAGGACAGCAUUCGCCCAGGAAAUCAACUCUAUUCCGCUCUAAGUUCCUCAGAGCCGGAGCUGUUCUCGUCUUCGGGGCACUGCCAUUGGUCGUGCUGCCAGGCGUCAUGGCGGGAGUCCUGACGAGACAGAUCCUCGUGGGCAUUGGGCUGUCCAGCGCGAUUGCCACCGUGGCGGGCUUCUUCGCCGGGUACUACUACCAUAUCAACAGGGCGGGCUAG